UGGCUCACUCUCUUUGUUUCAGUGCGCAGUAUCUUUCUCGGCUCUCGGUUCUCUCCAUCCUCACAGUGCUGCUCUGCUCUGGAUGACUGCAGAAGCAGCGCCAUGGCCGUGAAUCUCAGUAAGAACAGACUGGCUCUGCUCACCGCUUACCAGGACGUAAUCGACGAGUCCUCACCCACUGACUGGGCCUUGUACACAUACGAAGAUGACAGCAACGAUCUGACGCUGGCAUCAUCAGGAGACGGCGGCCUGGCUGAAAUCAUGGUCACCUUCGACAACGGCUGCAUCAUGUACGGCUUCUGCAGCCUGAAGGAGCCGACGUCCGCCCUGCCUCGCUACAUCCUCAUCAACUGGGUUGGAGAGGACGUCCCUGAUGCCAGGAAAUGUGCCUGUGCCAGCCAUGUAGCCACCAUCGCGGAGUUUUUCCAGGUGGGUCUCGCUAAGGGAGUUGACGUCAUCAUCAAUGCCAGCAGCAUGGACGACAUCGACCCCUCAGCCAUCGGGCAGAGAUUGACCAAUGGGACGGGGCCGAGCGCUAGCCCGGUGCUCGGCCGCCUGCGAAUGAGAGACGAGGAGAACGCGGAGCACGUUGGCACCACCUACCAGAAAACGAACGCGGAAAUCGAGAUGAAGAGGAUCAACCGGGAAGAGUUCUGGGAACAAGCCAAGCGGGAAGAAGAGCUGAGGAAGGAGGAGGAACGAAAGAAACUAGCAGAAGAGCGGCAACGCUUCGAAGACGAGCGGAUGGAGCUGGAGAGGAAGGAGCAGGAGGAGAGAGAGAAGAGAUACCGUGAGAGGGAGAGGCAGAUUGAGGAACACAGGAAGAAAAUGCAAGAAGAAGAGGAGGCCAAAGACAGGUCACGACCUCAGCCCCUGGUUACAGAGCCCAGUUGUGACGACCUCUCUCAAGACAAAAAGGAGUCCGAGGUCGAGGAGGCAGCGGCCAUAAUCGCCCAGCGCACGAGCAACCCUCGAGAGUUCUUCAAGCAGAGAGAAAAGGCUGUAGCCAGCAGCUUGGACACGUCACCCAUCAGCUCCCACAGGACCGGCCGCUUGGACAGUCCGUUCUUGAAGCAGCAGCACAGUGUGUGUGUGUCCAGUACAUCCUCCUCUCGCACCCCAGGCCCACUUGAUGACUCUCCUGAAGGCGUCUCGACCGCUUCCCCGACACCACCCAUCCCUAAAAUCGCCAUCCAGGAAGACAAAGACGACAACAGCGAGAAAGAAUGGGCCCCUGAGUCUCCUGAGCGAGUCCCGGUGCAGGAGUCCGAGCCUGUCCAGACCGACGUUCCUCAGGAUCAUCCCACGGAGUUGAAAUCCACCAGCGCUGAGGACACACUUCUGGAUAUGUGGGAGAGCAGCCCGGCGCCCACGGCCACACCCUGCCAGGCCCCACACAUCAUGGACCUGAUGGGCGAUGCCGACUCGUCACCCAGCCUCCCUCAGCCCCUGCUCAGCUUUGAUGACGUGCCUGACGCCCAGCUGUGCCCCUCGUCCGAGGACGCGCCCUCCAGCCUGGUCGACGUUGCUGAGUCGCACCACAUGACCCUGAGCUACCAGCAGGCCUCUGACAGCCAGGAGCUGGACGAGAGCCAGGAGCUCCUGACCAACGGAGACUCGCUGCUCAAAGAAGGGACUCAGGCGAGUGAAGGCUAUUUCAGCCAGUCACAGGAGGAGGAUUUCGCUCAGUCUGAUGAAUGCUCAGCAAAAGUCAAUCCCACGCCAGUAUUUUACAACAAACCACCAGAGAUCGACAUCACAUGCUGGGACACGGACCCCGUGGUGGACGACGAUGACUAAGACCUCCGGAGGGCGCUAGCGUACGACUCCCAGGAAGAAAGAAAAAAAAAAAAACGAAGAAAAACAAAAAAAAAACAAAAACACUUUUACAAAGCUUAUUCCGAGCUUAUCACGAUACAAAUCUGUACGAUAUUUUAGCAAAAAAAAAAAAGAAACAAACAAAAAAGGUUAGCCACUGAAAAGGAUCCGGGUUAUUGUUAAAGAUGCCAGCGGGUUUAAGCUCUCUCGGUUAGUCUCUGUGUGUGUGUGUGUGUGUGUGUGUGUACAAGUCAUUAUUUAUUUCCGUUCUCUUUUUUGCUAUGCAGAGUAUAGCACGGUGUGUAUUUAGCGCUCACCUGUGUUGUAUCGACUCCCUGUGCCUGACAGGUGUGACCAGUAGCAGAUAGAGCGUCCUGUUUUGUUUUUUUUCUUUCGUUUUUUUAGCGACGUUCCAGAACCUCGAAUGACGGAAAGGUUCUUUGCUCCAGCCAAGGUAGUACCGAAUUUCCCCUCGUUAGACGCUCAGGCUAGUAUUCAGCACUUUUCUUAUUCCGAUCACCGAUAAUCGAAGCCGAUAUUAAGUUUUUCCCAUCUUAUUGGGUCUUUCGGAACGAGAAGAUACGCACCGCUGUGUGAUCGAUCACGAUCUCGAUCUCGGCUCGGAAUUCUUCGCGAUUUCAACGAGACGCGUUUCUUAGACGUCAUUACGUUCCAGUCAGGUGACAGUGACUAAACUCUGCUUGACUUGCUUCAUUUCCUGUGCCAAGGGUCUCUCCAGCGAGUUGAUGUUUUCACGCUAUCGUGUCGGUGUUUUGCGAUUUAUAAUCAGGUGCCACAGGUAUAUUUCUACCUUAUAAAAAGUAGUAUUUUCCUCUUCUUUUUUUUUUUUUUUUCCAGUGUUCGCGAUAGAAUUAGAAUCGAUUUGACUCAGAGCUUAGGCAAUAACUAUUUUAAUGCAUAUUUAGCUGUGUGCGUGUGUGUGUGUGUGUGUGUGUUGUGUGCUUUUUAAUGAGAGAGUAACAUUUCCCCUGGAUACUGGAGUAUUUGUAUACGGUUUUACCAAAACCCUCGAAUCCGACCUUGACGCCGUCGCGGUCUCGAUGGAAACCCUGCCUGCGGUAACCGUCGUGAAGGCAUCGAAAAAAGCCUUCGAAAUGUCCACGAAGUAUUCCUAACAGUCCGAUAUACCGGAUACUCGUCCGGCAUAACCGCGGCUCCUUCUCACAGUUCUCCUAGACGAAUUUCGUUCAACAUCUGUAGCUUGGACUGUCCUCAGUCUUCCGUAGUUUCGUAUUUCUGACCUGUUUUCAGUACGAUCCUAAGCCUUGUCGUUUUAGUUUGUCGAGUUUUUCUUUGUAAUUGUUUUUAUUUUUUAUUAUUAUGAUUACUGUUACAAAGUAAAAGAGGCGAAAUAAGCAAUAAUACUAAACUGAUGUAGUAUUGUUUUGUAAAUAAAAUCAACAACAGGACGAAACAGUGACGAAACGCGCGGAACCGAAACCGUCGGCGUCGGAACACACGUGCGUUAACGUCUUAAUGCGUUUUCUUAAACCCGGAUUUGACGUGGCUGGUUCGUGACGGGGAGCCGACCCGCAUCUUUAACGAUAACCGAGGCCCUUUUGACGUGAUUUCAGUGUACUCUUUAACCUCCGAGCUCCUCCGUAGUGAUUCUUACGCUCUUUCUUUCUCUCACACACUACUAGGAGAUUACUACUACCAAUACUAUUGCUACUAUUACUACUAAUAUACUACUCCAGUUUGCCCUUUGUCCCUGAAGCAAGGCUUAGCAACUCCUAAACUCUCUCUCUCUCUCUCUCUCUCUCUCUCUCUCUCUCUCUCUUGCUCGGUUUCUUUCUUUCUUUCUUUCUUUUUUUUCCCUCUCUCUUUUAUUAUUGUUUUCCAUCCUUCUCCUUUUUUUCCCCCCUUUUCGUCCGCUUUUUCUGUCACAUGCUGUUUUUGAAACAAGCACAAGAUCUUUUGUGACAUGCUACGUGCUUCUGUAUGUUAAUAAAAGAUUUCAAAAACAAG
Messenger RNA from Ictalurus furcatus (blue catfish), 3807 nucleotides. RefSeq names its product drebrin 1 (gene dbn1). Gene Ontology annotation, molecular function: actin filament binding. The record is from RefSeq and is a predicted model, not a curated record. The transcript is spliced from 15 exons. Gene Ontology annotation, cellular component: cortical actin cytoskeleton; lamellipodium; dendrite. The coding region runs from base 103 to 1800 and encodes 565 amino acids. Gene Ontology annotation, biological process: postsynaptic actin cytoskeleton organization; positive regulation of axon extension; neuron projection morphogenesis. NCBI's taxonomy places the organism in Eukaryota, Metazoa, Chordata, Actinopteri, Siluriformes, Ictaluridae.